AUGGCGACAGCCCUGUCGGUCUUUGGCGACAGCCCCGUCACCUGCCGUGGCGACAGCCCUGUUCCUAGCGCGGCGGCAGCCCUGCCACAGAGCCAGGUGAAUCAAAGGGACCCUAAAAAGUCUCGCAAGCUAGUACGUUUUAAGCACCAUUUUGGAAAAACCUUAAGGGAUCGUUUCGCUCUCGGCCUGGGCCCAGGAUCAGAACACGCUAAGUUGUUCGAGAAGAACCCGUCUACGCCUAAGUUAACGCGUGCUAUUGAACUGGAUGAG
Iphiclides podalirius (scarce swallowtail) is the source of this 270-nucleotide messenger RNA. NCBI's taxonomy places the organism in Eukaryota, Metazoa, Arthropoda, Insecta, Lepidoptera, Papilionidae. The record is from the annotation of a GenBank genome assembly.